AAACUGUCGUCUCUGAUGAAAGUUUGCAUGAUUCAGCUCAGCUGAACAAAAAUACCGAAAACAUUCUAGAACUUGUCAUUAGAGGGAAAAAAUCCUACAAAGAUGUAUAGUUUUGAGGGUGAUUUUCGAAGAAAACCAAUACAGUCUUUGAGAGGUGCCAGUAGAAAGGAGCAGACAGAUUCAUUACUGACAAGGACAAAGGCUGGAAGAGAAAAACGAGAGGAAAAAAGGCAAAGAAACAGUUCAUCUGUGAUAAUUCAGUCUGCUUAUCGAGGCCAUAUUGAAAGAAAAAGACAGAGAGAGAUUCUUCGACAAGAGUAUGACCAGCUGAUCACCAAAAAGAUCACAGACCCAGUGACUUUGUUUGAUGCCAUUAGGAGACUGUGUUAUUUUUACAGAACAGACUGUGAAAGAGAUCGAGACCGACUGAUUCAGCUUUGCCAACUUGUAAUCAAACAGACUGAGUCAGUGAAAUCAAAAGUAACGCAGACUGGGGAGUCUGGUAUUUUUCUUCUAAAGCAUCUUCUGUUACUCUGUCUGAAGAAUCUGCAAAAUGUGACAGAUUCAAGGUCUUGGGGUCCUCCAAUGAGAAUGUUGGAAAUAUUCACUUCAGUAGACACCUUUAAAGAAAAGAAGGAAAUUCUUGGCAAAAUUUGGUUAUUUCUGAUCAAAAAAGAAUAUUUUGGAUCUAUGAGACAUGUGUUGGAAGCAAAAGUUCCUCAAAGUUUGGAGAAGUCUCCCCACCCACCCACACCACAGGCUGAUAGUAUUUUUAAGAUGAUUGUGAGCCCUAUUCAGUUUGCUGUAUUAUCAAAGAAUAAAGAAUUUUGUGAUUUAGUGCUGAGGAGUGUGUGUUACUACCUGUUUUGCCCAGCCUACUCAGAGCAGGUGGAACAAUUCCUGAUCCCUGCGAUGGUCUACAGUAAAUUUCCCUUCCCUUUUGUGGAGCUGAUACAGACCCUGAUUCAGCAGACAUCAUCUGUUUCUGGUCCAGGAAAUACCAACUUAAAGAGAUCUCCUGUCGUAACACCAUCCCCCUGGUUACUAAGCUCAGUCAUAACUUUUGCAGAGAAAAAUAUUGAGAGUUUGAGUGUGAGUGAUGCAGUGGACUUCCUCUCUGUACUGAAAACCUUACUGCCACACCUGCCAGCCGGAGUGUUUAAAUCCAGCACUGACAGUGAUAGCGACAGCAGUGAUGAAGAAGAUUCCAUAGUUAUGAUCUCAAAAGAACUUCGUGAUUUAGCUGCCGACUGUGUGAAUUUCUUGAAUUCCCAGAAAUUUGUUCGCUGCGUGGUGGAGUGUUUGAACUACAGAAUGGAUCCACAUCUCAUUUCUUCUGUCUGUCUUAUUUGUCAUUCCCUCAUGUCUCAACAGCAUCUGUCCAUUCAUAAACUUAGGUUAUUGUAUAGUCUAGCAUUUAACACCAAAUUUAUGAAGUUGCUAUGGAUAACCUGUACUCAUGUGUCCAACACAACAGUGACUGGGUCACAGAUCACACUGCUGCAGACUCUGUCCCGAGGUCUGGAGAUGUCGGACAGUGAUAUGCAAAGAAUCGUACCACUGUUGUCAGUGUUCUGUUCCAUGUUCAGCCACUCCCUUUACACACUACAUGAUGCUGACUUCUAUGGAGACAUGAAAAGCAGCAAAGACAGCAGCAUGCCAUUUUCCCUCCAAGAGCUGGUUCCCAUGGUUCUGAUGUUGAGAGACACUUGUCUGGGGAUCAUAGAACUGGCCCACCCAGAGACUCGUCUGUCUGUGACAGAGGACUACAGAGAAGCUCUACGCAGGACUGCAAUGAAGGACCCCCGAGACAGCUCAUAUAAUGAUCGGGAGGCACCAUUCAGGCACACCAAGACAUGGGCUUAUUUAUUCAAGGUUAUAGCUACUUUAGUUAGACAGCUGUACACUAGGGAUUCCAGAAAACGGUUCUGUCCCCCAAACUCCUGGCUGUCUGAUAGGGUACAGAUACAUGCGGAUAAGCCUUCUCAGAUGUACAGAGCAAGGGGAUCAGUUUUCUCUCAACGUCCCUUUGGCACAAUGAGACACCUCACGAAAGCGCAGUUAGAUGAUGAUGGGCCACCGUUAUCAAACACAGAUGUGAAAAACCUAGUUAUACUUACUGAGCUUCCAUUUGUGGUGUCAUUUCAGGAAAGAGUCAAGAUUUUGCAGAAGUUGAUAGUGAAUGACAGGGACGAGAACCAGGGUGAUGCCCACAACUUCUUGACUGGUCCCUCCAUUAAUGUCGCUAUCAGGAGGAACUAUAUAUAUGAGGAUGCUUAUGACAAACUUUCACCUGAUAAUGAACCAAACUUGAAGCUGAAAAUGAGAGUACAGUUGAUGAAUGCAGCAGGCUUGGAUGAAGCCGGUAUAGAUGGAGGAGGAAUAUUUCGAGAAUUUCUGUCAGAGCUUUUGAAAACUGGAUUUGAUCCAAACAGAGGAUUGUUCCUGAUGACCACAGAUAGAUUAUUGUACCCAAAUCCUCAGUCCGUAUCACUCAUGGAUAAUUAUACCAAGCAUUACUAUUUCCUCGGACGUAUGUUGGGCAAGGCUAUUUAUGAGAACAUGUUGGUAGAGAUUCCGUUUGCUACCUUCUUUUUGUCAAAAAUCCUCAGUCGACACGGAGGAGACCUGGACAUUCAUCAUUUGGCAUCACUUGAUCCAGAAAUGUACAGAAAUCUACUGUCACUGAAGACUCUGAAUGGUAAAGAGGUAGAUGAUCUGGGUUUAGACUUCACAACAGUGGAUGACAAUUUUGGACAGAGAAAGGUGGUGGAGCUGAAGCUAGGAGGAAGAAAUAUUGCAGUCACAGAUGCCAACAAAAUAGAGUAUAUACACCUUAUGGCAGACUACAAAAUCAACAAACAGAUAAGAACACAUUGCACUGCCUUCCGUCAGGGAAUGGCGGACCUUAUUAACCUUGAGUGGUUGCGAAUGUUUGACCACCAUGAGCUCCAGACUUUGAUAUCAGGUGCCAUGGUUCCAGUGAACAUAGAGGAUCUCAAGCAACACACACAUUACUCAGGCGGAUAUACAGUACAACACCAAGUCAUCCAGAACUUCUGGGAUGUCGUGGAGAACUUCACAGACACACAGAAACGUCAGCUACUGAAGUUUGUUACAAGCUGCUCAAGACCCCCCCUGCUGGGAUUCAAGGAUCUGUACCCAGCAUUCUGUGUUCACUUUGGUGGAAGUGAAGAAGACCGACUGCCAACAGCUAGUACCUGUAUGAACCUCUUGAAGCUCCCAGAGUUCCACGACAAAGAGACUCUCAGAACCAAACUGGUAUAUGCUAUAGAAUCAGGAGCUGGCUUUGAAUUAAGCUGAUCAACAAACUUUUAACCAAAUUUAAAACGUCAUUAUUGUUAUAAUCAUUUCCAAGCAUUAUUAUUGACUUUAAAAACCAGAUUUUUAUUUUCUGUAAUUUUAAAGAAAAAGAGGAUAUAUUAAAUUCAUUAUGUUAAUGUUAUGUACUGGUAUUUCAUGAAAAUUGUGUAUUUUACUGACACUAUAUUUUAAUGACACCACACAUUUCUUUUCAACAUCAUUGUUUUAAGUCCCACAGCCAUAUCUUUUGUUUAUUCUUUUGGUACAUUGUACACAUUUUAUAUUUCAUUUUUAAUGUUUCAAUAAACUACAGUAUGUACUUCGCCAUUUUGUUCCAUUGCUGUUAUAACAAGAAUAUUAGUAAAACUGAUGGAUGUUCCCCGAACUGGAUCUAACCAAUGAACUACUUCAUAUGAUAACACACAAUGAUCAAUAACUGUUGAAAUAUUGUUGAAAUGAAGUGUUUUUCCCCCAUAUACAUAUACAAGGUAUAUGUUGAGGGAUGUUAAUCUUUACAAAAUGACCUUUGUCUGAAAGCCAUUAAUAUGCCCAUUACUUAUUGUGUGUUAUAUGAUAUUCAAAAACUGUUGAAAUAAGGAACUUUUUCCUCAUAUAUAUGUUCUGAGUGACUUUGACUGUUCCAAAAUGACCUUGGUCCAAAAGAUCAAUAACUUAAUAUAUGUUGAAGGCUUUUUUCAUAUACAAGGUAUAUUUUGAAUGACCUUGACCUUUGUCUGUUACUUAUUUGUGUGAUUUGUGAUCAAUACCUGUUCAAAAACUGUCAAAAUAAGGAACUUAUAUAUAUUGAACGGUUGGUGUUAGUGACUUCACAUGUGUAUUCCUUUUGACAAGACCUUUCUAUAAGUGGCAAAAUUUUUGCCACCUUGAUGUUGACAAUGAUAGUGCUAUCAUAUUUCACAUGUGUAUUCCUUGUGACAAUAACUUUCUUCGGGUACAAGAAUUACUUUGCGGUCAUAAGGGGCAUCGGUGUUUCAUAAAUACAUCUUGUUGAUUUAAAUUGUUAUAGAUUCCCAGUACGUGUACCUGAAUUUUCCUCUUUUUCUUUAUCGAUAAACUGCUGAUAUCCAUAUAUUGGAUGAAAAGUCCAAUUCAUGUUUGUACUCAACUUAUACACAAAUGUAUUUUGACUUGUUACUGAAAAUUUACACAAUUAAAAAUUGUUCAACCCUA
Molecule: messenger RNA, 4515 nt
Organism: Ostrea edulis (European flat oyster)
Lineage: Eukaryota; Metazoa; Mollusca; Bivalvia; Ostreida; Ostreidae
Product: ubiquitin-protein ligase E3C-like
Exons: 24
Coding region: 103-3324 (1073 amino acids)
Biological process (GO): ubiquitin-dependent protein catabolic process; protein polyubiquitination
Molecular function (GO): ubiquitin protein ligase activity; protein binding
Source: RefSeq, a predicted model, not a curated record